Messenger RNA from Rhopalosiphum maidis (corn leaf aphid), 1024 nucleotides. Its product is annotated as lachesin-like. The transcript is spliced from 6 exons. The coding region runs from base 1 to 999 and encodes 332 amino acids. Gene Ontology annotation, cellular component: neuron projection. The record is from RefSeq and is a predicted model, not a curated record. NCBI's taxonomy places the organism in Eukaryota, Metazoa, Arthropoda, Insecta, Hemiptera, Aphididae.
AUGGCCCAUCCCCAGAGUACACAAACAGCUGUAAAAGAUAUCGGUGGAACUAUAGAAAUGAAUUGUUCAGUUUUCAAUGCUAGCAGAUUUCCUGUCGCAUGGCUUAAAUUUGAGAAAGAAGAUCCUACUAAAACUGUUGUUCUAUCAAUUGGUAAUAAUCUUAUUGUUAGAGAUUCAAGAUUUUCAUUAGGAGUUUUCAUUGGAACCGAAAGCAGUAGUCGAACAUUUAAGAUUACGAAUAUACAUAAUAACGAUGUAGCUUUAUAUCGCUGUGUAGUGAUGUGUGAUGAUGUCGACGGCGACACCAAUACAUCUGCAGAUGUUCAGUUAGAAGUCAAUCGGUCUCCGGUCAUUUUAAAAUUGUCUUCGUCUUCCACCAUAAUGAUCGCGAGAGAAGGUCUACCGUCGAGACUAGAAUGUUAUGCUGACGGAUUUCCUGAACCAAGGGUUUCCUGGAGUCGACAAUAUAAUGGAAUUUUAACUACGGGAGGACAGUUUUAUAGAGGUAAUGUCUUACACUUUCGUAACGUAACAAAAGAUGACCGUGGAAUUUAUCUCUGCGAUGCGGUGAAUAGUGUUGGCGAAGGUGUACGGCACAUUGUCGACUUUCGUGUAGAAUUUGCCCCAGUCAUAACGGCUUCGAAAAUUAUGUAUACUCACAGUGAUCCUUUGAAGCAAGACAUGGAUGUCCAAUGUCUUGUAGAAGCUUAUCCAGCUCCGAAAAUUGAUUGGCUAUAUAAUGGAGUUAUACUAAUCGGCGAUAACAACAAAAGAUUCAGAAUUAUGGAAAAGACCACUGAACACCAGCUUACCUUUUCGUCUUUAAAUUUUAACGAAAUUGAUUAUGAUCGAUACGGAAAGUACACAUGUAAAGCUCGGAACACAAUUGGUACAGCUGAAGUCACAGUUAUUGAAACACCAUGCCAAAAACCAAAGUGUGAUACUAAACGCAUUCGUCCGGAGCAUAUACCAAAUUUCUACGGUUUACCUUUUGAAUAAUAAUUAUACUUGGCAUUGAUAAUAA